GCUACGCCAGCCACAAUCGUGCCCAUGCUCGGCUCUCAUCCUCGCCACCACCACCUUGCACAGUGAAUCGGAAGAUGGAGAUGGAUGUUAAGGGAGUUUCUCAGUGCCCGGAGCCCAUCCCCCACUCUCAGGGGGCUGGCGGAGGCUGUCAGCAGCCACCACCACCACCGCCACCGCCGCCGCCACCGCCGCCGCCGCAGGAUGAGCAGCCUGGGGAAAGUGUGGCCGCCGGGGACAGCCACCCAGAGAAGAGACCAAACAGUGAGAAAGAAGACAAAAAGGUCCUCAUCAGAUCCCAAAGUGCUUCCAUCCAGAUGUGGUGACUCCAUUGUUACUGAU
Molecule: messenger RNA, 339 nt
Organism: Trichosurus vulpecula (common brushtail)
Lineage: Eukaryota; Metazoa; Chordata; Mammalia; Diprotodontia; Phalangeridae
Product: protein enabled homolog
Exons: 3
Coding region: 75-323 (82 amino acids)
Source: RefSeq, a predicted model, not a curated record